Molecule: messenger RNA, 978 nt
Organism: Purpureocillium lilacinum
Lineage: Eukaryota; Fungi; Ascomycota; Sordariomycetes; Hypocreales; Ophiocordycipitaceae
Molecular function (GO): acyltransferase activity
Source: RefSeq, a predicted model, not a curated record
AUGGAAAAGUACAGCCAGUUCCGUGAUCGAGCUACUGGCAUCUCGCCUUUCCUGCCCGUCUGCACGCCGCUCUCCGCCGUCUCGACGGUGACGCACGGCCUACUCUUCCUCUUCCGCCUGCCCUUCUUCCUCACCUAUGCUGCCAGCUACUUUGUCCUCUUCCACUACCUCCCGCUGCCUGUCGUCGCCCGAAAGAUUGCGCUAUGGGGUCUUAUGGCGAUUCCCGGCAUCUGGUGGGUUGACCUCCAGCUGGACGGCGUCAAGCGCGGGACACUGUCCGAGCAGCCGCGCGAGCGCGUCCCCCACCCGGGCUCCGUCAUUGCCGCCAACUUUACGAGCCCCAUCGAUGCGAUCUACCUUGCGGCCAUAUUCGACACCGUGUUCACAGUGUCGUAUCCCGGCACGCGAAAAUUGCAGCGUGUAGGAUUGUUCGGCGCGGUGGCCAUGGCCCUCGGGCCGGUGCGAAUUGCGCCUCCAACCAACGCGAACCUUGUCGACAUCAAGGACCUCCUCCGCGAGUUCCCCGACCGGGUCAUUGCAGUGUUCCCCGAAUGCGGCACCACCAACGGCAAAGCGAUACUGCCCCUCGGUCCGGCCAUCGUCGAAUGCCCACCCCAAGUCCACAUCUUCCCCGUCAGCAUCCGCUACACGCCGUCUGACGUCACGACGCCGGUGCCCGGCCAGUGGUUCAAGUUUGUCUGGAACCUCCUCUCGAGACCAACAACUUGCAUCCGAGUCCGCAUAGCCGAGGGACAGAUGAACACGGCCGCGGCGACAACGAACGGUGGCAGCGCGACUGGGGCUAGCGUCAGCGACUUGAAGCAGCGGAGGGGAGCUGAUACGGAUGUAUCAAGCCAAGAACAACGGGUUUUGGAUCGCAUCGCCGAGGCGCUUGCGCGGUUGAGCAGGGUCAAAAGAGUCGGCCUGACGAUGCAGGACAAGGCAGCCUUUAUCGCUGCCCUGAAUGGGAAGAAGUAA